AUGGAUGACUUCGCGGUAGAACUACUAGCAGCCCGGCGCGAUGAAUCGCCAGAGCGGCCGCCGGAGCCGAAGGCGCCUUCAGAACUGGAUCCGUCAACGGCGUCACCCCAUCGAUCUGGUGGUUUGCGAAGCGGCCUUGCAGCCCUUCGAGAGAAGGCGAACAUCCAAGAUCGCUUGGUAGAAAAAUUACUUCAACAAGUCAUCCCGGCCGAAGACGAUCAUGGACCCGAUGUUUCGAUAUCGUCAGACGGCGCGGCAUUCCCGCAACGGCCUGGCUUCAAUCUCACCACAAUGUCCAACAAUUUUCGCCGCUUCAACGCCCGAAUCGGAGUCGUGUUCAAGUUUCAGGCUCGAAUGACCCGCAUUAUGUGCUGGCGCAAGCCGUCGCACACGCUAUCUCUGCUCGCCACCUACACCUUUGUCUGUCUCGACCCAUAUCUCCUCUUCGUCUUACCCAUUGUCGGGCUUCUCCUGGGCGCAUUCAUACCAGGAUUCCUAGCGCGGCAUCCCGCGCCCCCAAAGGGUACUCUAUCUAGCGAACAGAGUAUGGGAUAUUCGCCAAAGGGGCCUCCUCUAGCGCCGGCGGCGACGGUACGCCCUGCAAAGGAGCUGAGCAAGGACUUUUUCCGGAACAUGGGCGAUUUGCAGAACUGCAUGGAGGAUUUUACUCAGGGACACGAUGCGGUGGUUUCGUUGCUGGUACCCAUUAGCAAUUUCAGCAACGAGGCGCUAUCCUCGGCCGUGUUUCUCUUCCUCUUCGCCGCCGGCAUCUCCAUGACCAUUGCAGCACACAUCAUUCCAUGGAGAUUUGUCUUUCUUAUAGGCGGAUGGGCCGCCAUCUGCUCAGGACACCCUGCCGUUUCCCGCUUGCUGAUGGAGACCCGCGAGGAGCACAUCCAGCCAAGAGAGGAAAAAGCAAAGACCUGGAUGGACGGCUGGAUUGCUACUGAUGUUAUCCUCGAUUCGGCGCCCGAAACCCGGGAGGUGGAAAUCUUUGAACUACAAAAGACAUCCGGCGCAGGUGAGUGGGAGGCCUGGCUCUUUUGUCCGUCGCCUUACGACCCUCUGUCUCAGCCUCGCAUCGCUGGCGAGCGACCACGUGGCACGCGCUUCUUUGAGGACGUGAUGCCACCAGACGGAUGGGAGUGGAGCGAGAAGAAGUGGGCUUUGGAUCUCUGGAGCAGGGACUGGGUCGAAGAGCGUAUCAUCACCGGAGUGGAAGUCGAGACGGAAGGAGAACGGUGGGUUUACGACAUUUACAAUGAGCGCGAGGAGCGCACAGGGGUGGCCGACCAGCCCGAGAAGGGAAGCUUUAAAGGCGUAUCGAUGCCGCAUAUGAGCUGGGAAGAGGGUGAUGAUGGGACGGGUAAGAAGGGGGAAUGGAGACGGAGGCGAUGGGUGAGGUUGGUCAAGAGAAAAGUGUCUGCGGCUGCGGCUGCAUGA
Trichoderma atroviride IMI 206040 is the source of this 1443-nucleotide messenger RNA. RefSeq lists its product as uncharacterized. The record is from RefSeq and is a predicted model, not a curated record. Gene Ontology annotation, biological process: peroxisome organization. Gene Ontology annotation, cellular component: peroxisomal membrane. Lineage: Eukaryota; Fungi; Ascomycota; Sordariomycetes; Hypocreales; Hypocreaceae.